Molecule: messenger RNA, 1350 nt
Organism: Erythranthe guttata (spotted monkey flower)
Lineage: Eukaryota; Viridiplantae; Streptophyta; Magnoliopsida; Lamiales; Phrymaceae
Product: chitinase-like protein
Source: RefSeq, a predicted model, not a curated record
GUACCUCGCGCUUCAAAAUCAGUUCCGUUUCCUAGAAGCUAAAAAUACUCAUAUUUCUCUCUCUUCCGUCGGAGUUUCCGCCCCCACCUCUCCGGCCUCUGCGAGUCAUGAAACCCCCCGGCGGCCUACUCGCAACCGUGUCUCCGCCUAAUUUUGUCCCAAAACCUGCCGCCUUUCCCGCAAGCUUGCACGUCGUCGUUUUCAGCCCCACGCCCAGGCUCAAACCACCAACCCGACGCCGUUUCCCCCUUGGGGUAUCGUGUUCAUUGGGAAUUUCGAAUGCUAAGAAGGAUUCGCUUCAGUUUUCUUCUAGAAACAUCGACGUAUUAUCCGAUUCGCAGCCGGGUAAUCAAUUGUUGAAUUUUGAAGUGAGAAGCCCUUCUAUUCCAGCUAGUAUAAUUUCGGCCGCCCCCAAAUUGAGCUUGAGCGAUCAAGCUUUCCUGCUCCUCGCCUUCAUUGGUUGCACGACUUCUGUUGCAUUCGCUAGCCUUGUUGCUGCAUCUGUGCCAACACUAUUCGCAAUGCGAAGGGCAGCAAUAUCCCUUGCAAAAUUAGCCGAUACUGCUCGUGAAGAGCUCCCUAGUACAAUGGCUGCAAUCAGGCUCUCUGGCAUGGAAAUCAGUGAUCUAACACUAGAAUUGAAUGACUUGAGCCAAGAAAUAGCAGACGGAGUCAACAAAUCUUCUCAAGCGGUGCAAGCAGCAGAAGCUGGAAUCCGACAAAUAGGUUCAGUUGCUCGCGAACAGACAAUGUCCAUGAUUCAGGAAAGGGCUAGCCUGCCAAUCAUCUCCCUACAACCAGUGGUUGUGGGGGCCGCAAAGAAGACUUCUCGUGCCGUCGGUCAAGCCACCAAGACUUUACUGAAUAUGAUCUCGCGAGGUGAGCAUAACUCAGCAGAUGAAGAUGGUGAUUCCAUGGAUAGGAUUGAAAGUUAGGAAGUUCGAUCGGAAAGGUAAAUUUUACAAGCUGAGUCAAUAUACGUGAUAGAAUGUUGCUCAAUUUGGUCGAAAAGCCAGCAGGUCAUGCUUGUGAGUUCUCAUCCAUAUACGAAAACAAUGGAAACGAGGACUUAUUCUGUCAUCUUCUCAUGUGUAUAUAUAUGCCAUUAUCUUUUUCCACAACAGAGAAAAAUAUAUGAUCCAAGUGAAACUUUUAGUCUCGAUUUAAUUUACUGUAACUUUUGUGAACUUAGUGUCGGAUGUUUUGAGACAGAGUGAAAACCCAUGAGAUCAAAAGACAGAGAAAGAUGUCUUUGUAGCAUAUAGGCAAGCUCAAUUGAGUAAUGGAGACAGAAUUGGCCUGCUCGAAAAUGUACUGGAUGAUUUCAUUAAAUUAACUUUUUUUUCUUCU